AACACUCGCCGACCAAUGGCAAGCGGCGGAGGUCGGGGUGACUCCGCCCCCCUGGCGGGCGGCGGGCUGGGGUCGCGGCGCCUUGCCAUGGUGCGGGCGUUCGUGCUGCUGGCGCUGGGCGGGCCGGGGGGCGCCUCCUCCCCGGGCCCCGCCCCCUGCCGCGUGCUGUACGCGCGAGUCUUCGGGACUCCCUCCGGGACCCCCGCGGGGCCGCCACGGGAGCGCCUUCGCCGCAAAGAGCAGCUGCUGGCUGUGGCCAGGCAAGUGGCCUCCCAGUGCCAGCUGCUUCAGUCAUCCUCGGGAUGCCCAUCCUCCCCCCAGCUCCCCGACGAGCCGAUAUCGCUACAAGGUGCCCCGGGAGGGCUUUUCCAGCUGCCCCCUGGAGACCCCUUCCCUGAAAGGGUGACAGUAGCCUGGCUGUCGGUGUUAGCCCUGGCCUUUGCCUUGGUUUGUGACCCCCAAGAGAAUUUAUCGUUGGCCGAAAUCACCCUGCACCGCCUGGCCCCCCGCCUGCUCACCUCCUUGCGCCUGCUUGGCCCCGGUGCUGAUGUCCUGCUCCGACCAGAGACCACUGACAUCCUCCUGGAUCACCUCCUGCCCCACGGACAGAUGCUUUUCCUCAAUGAACGUUUCCUCCAAGCGAUGGACCGGGAGAUGGGCAUCAAAACACCCCGUUGAGCUACAAUCGACAUCCCCACCCCAGCACCCCCCAGUAUUUCGGGGAGGAGAGACAAGGGACGGAUCUGAGAUGGUCACCAAGCCCCAGUGGGAUGGACGUGGGAAAUGCAGCUGGGGAAUAAAGAGCAACGAGCCAGCAAA
Falco peregrinus (peregrine falcon) is the source of this 819-nucleotide messenger RNA. It is a transcript of the gene AP5S1, whose product is annotated as adaptor related protein complex 5 subunit sigma 1. Gene Ontology annotation, biological process: endosomal transport; double-strand break repair via homologous recombination. Bases 16 to 678 code for a protein of 220 amino acids. Lineage: Eukaryota; Metazoa; Chordata; Aves; Falconiformes; Falconidae. Gene Ontology annotation, cellular component: lysosome; AP-type membrane coat adaptor complex; late endosome. The record is from RefSeq and is a predicted model, not a curated record. The transcript is spliced from 2 exons.